Molecule: messenger RNA, 1913 nt
Organism: Limulus polyphemus (Atlantic horseshoe crab)
Lineage: Eukaryota; Metazoa; Arthropoda; Merostomata; Xiphosura; Limulidae
Exons: 2
Coding region: 301-1239 (312 amino acids)
Biological process (GO): lipid transport; lipoprotein metabolic process
Cellular component (GO): extracellular region; membrane
Molecular function (GO): lipid binding
Source: RefSeq, a predicted model, not a curated record
CUGCGCAAAGGAUAGCAGUAAGAGUUUAGCUGGCAGACUUGUUACAAUUUUUCCUAUUCACAGAACAAUAUGGCGUCUCUCAUUGAGGAUAGCAGUAAGAGUUUAGUUGGCAGACUUGCUACAGUUUUUCUUGUUCACAGAACAAUACGGCGUCUCUCAUUGAGGAUAGCAGUAAGAGUUUAGUUGGCAGACUUGCUACAGUUUUUCUUGUUCACAGAACAAUACGGCGCCUCUCAUUGAGGAUAGCAGUAAGAGUUUAAUUGGCAGAAUUGCUACAGUUUUUCCUGUUUACAGAAGAAUAUGGCACCUCUCACUGAGGAUAGCAGAAAGGAUUUAAUUGGCAGACUUGCUACAGUUGUUCCUGUUCACAGAAGAAUAUGGCACCUCUCACUGAGGAUAACAGAACAUUUCAAAAAUGACAACCUUCAAGAAAGCUGUUCUGACUGUCAAAACAUACUUGAAGGCAUGAAACAAAUUCACGAGGAAUUGAAGAAGUAUCUUGAGGAAGACGAAACAGCUCGCGCGCAUUUCAUUGAAAACUUUUCAGUUUGGAUUGCUACACGAGAUAAAUCCAUUAAGUCUCUCAAGAAUGUACAGACUUACUUGAAAGAGAACACUUUUGGUGCAAGAUCAUCAAAAAUUGCUAACUCUGCUAGCAAAGUAGGUAAACUAGGUGGCAAAGUGGCUUCUGCCGGAGAGUCUUUAUCCCCUAUUACUGGCGGUCUCUCGUUAGGUUUAACUGCAGGUGGCGUUGCCUUAAUGGCUGCUGGCGAGUUAACUUCUCGAGGAGCAACUGCUGCAGGAUCAUUCAUCAACAAAAACAAAUGUCAAAAGAUUAAAACGAUUUUGGGUAAAGACAAAAAACAAAGUGACGAACUUUUUCAAAACAUGGAAACCUUGGAACGCUGUGACGAAACCCGUGAGAAACUUCUGAAAGAAGCAGAAGAGUUUAUAGAUAUUCUCGAGAAUGGUGUAGAUGUUGAUAAGUCAAUUGUGGGGCUUCUUGAGAAAGCAGUGAAAUUUUUACAGAAUCUAACCCAUCUUGCAGAAGUAACCUUUGACAACGGUAAGAAAGUUUUAGAAAAGACCUUUACAAUUUCAUCAGUAAAUGGUACAUGUGACGAAAAGACAAUUUGUGACCAGGUUGAUCUUAAGCCACCUUCAAACCCGAUCUCCCAAAGUUCUGGUGAGGGUCCAGUUGUAUCCCCAGUAAAGAAAAAAAAAGUAGCCUCAAAUUGAAAUUGAAAGAUUCAAAAAAAUAAUUAAUUUUUUCACAUUUUUUUCGAGUUACUACUUCAUCAAAUCUACAAAGAAAAUUAUGUUUAUCAAAAGAAAGGCUGUUACUGGAAAUACUGACAUUGAAAAAUAAAUGGUUUCUUGCCUUUCGGAUUGCGAGACUUCAGUCAUAUGAAAAGCGACCUGGUAUUCAAAAAAUAAGAGAAGCCCGAAACAAACCCAACACUGCCCAUAUUUCAUGUCUGGUCUUUGAAUGGGUUUCUUUUUUUUUUUAGCCAAUGUUUGGAGCAAUAAAAAAUAUCUUAAUUACGUAUGACAUUAUAUUACUUAGAGGAAAAAGGAGUUACUAGAUAAAAUGUUAGAAUUAGGACAAUCGACGUAUAAUUAUACUUAAAUUGUAUUUCAAGUCAGAAGAUCCAUGUAGGCUAAUUAUUGUUAAAAUAAAGUUCAGUUUACAAUGGCUUAUUGUUAUUACACUUGAUUUGCUGUAUCGUUUACAAUACUUAGCAUUAUUAUUUGCCAUGUCUGAAAACCGUACGUUAGAUUGUACUAGAACUAUUCAACUAAAGUCACAUAGUUGUCAUUGGUUGAAAAUGGACACAGUGAAGUUUAAAGCAAAGAAUUAACAAAAUGAUUAACUGACUCAUCCUUUCCUUGGUUCUUCCUUAAUGGGGCAG